Talaromyces rugulosus is the source of this 1923-nucleotide messenger RNA. RefSeq lists its product as uncharacterized. The coding region runs from base 1 to 1923 and encodes 640 amino acids. The transcript has a single exon. The record is from RefSeq and is a predicted model, not a curated record. Lineage: Eukaryota; Fungi; Ascomycota; Eurotiomycetes; Eurotiales; Trichocomaceae.
AUGGACUCCUCGCCGUCUCUUAAACCCCAUUCCCCGACCAAAACACCGCUAUAUCCAGCCUCGCCUGAUCGGAUCAAUCAACAAAGGCUGGUGGGCUCACCAUCGCUGCCGUCCGAUUUACAUCCCAAGUCAUCCGAGGUGCAGGCCCGAAUCGCUUUCCUCAAUGGGCUUGCGCGGUCGGGCAGCCCAGCACCAAACGGCCAACACUCUUCAUCUGCUUCUGCAACCGCUGCUCUUCAAAGGGCAAUUCUCGGACGCGAAGAAGCUGAGUCUGCGCUUGCUAGAGCAGACGCUGAACUUUCCGAAGCACAGUCGCGUGAAAGGAGAAUCAGUGAGAGGCUUGAAUCGUUACUCGAAGAACUUCAAACGACAAGGGAGCGUCAAGCACAUGAGCGGACUCUAUUCGAGAAAGAAGUCCGAAAAGCCCGCAAGGAGGCAUUCCGUGCUGGAUCCACGCUCGUCAAGAUUCAGGAAGAAUUAAAACUGUCCAAGAGUGAAAACAGAACACUUAAGGAUGACGUUCGCGCCGAGAGAGAGGCCAAGGAAAACGCCAAACAAGAGGCAUUCGAACGUGCCUAUGCCCUUGCUGGUAUCACAGAAGAGCUUCAGAGUCUCAAGGACCAGCUUCGAGCCAUGGAGGCUGCCAACCAGUCCUCUUUGCAGCUCGAAGUAGACCCAAUUUACGAAAAUAACGAAAAGCCUCAAGUCGACUAUGCCGAUCAGGCAACAUGCACAACACCUGUGUCUCGACGGCCAAAACGAAGUGCAGAUGCAUCCGAACUUUUGAUCACUGCUUCUCAAAAUAUUCACGAGGAAGAAACACCGACGAAGAAGCCCAGGCUAUCUCGACGUGUGUCGAAUAAAGAAAAUGAAGACCCCGAAGAAUUGCAGCGAAAAACGGACAUAAUUGAAGAUUUGAAGGCAGAAAUCAAGUUUGCACAACGACAAAGGGAGAAGGCAGACGAAAUGAUUCACUUCAUGAAAAUGGAAUGUCAAUUUAAGCGCUGCUCGUGCCGAAUAGCAGAAAGCCAAGGAUAUAACUAUGUUCAUGACAAAGAAUGGCACAAAAGAUCCCAGGAAAGAAGUGCUUCUCAACCCAGCGAAGAGCAACAGAUUCACGCCCGUGAUGAAACGCCUGCGAGGUCGGCUCAUUCACCAUUUGAAAGUCCAGCGACAGCAAUGACGCCUCCUACGCCAGAGUACCGAGAACCAGAUCUGGCCAAAGAUAUGCACUCAACAGAAGACCCCGAAAUUGCUUUUUGCCCAACAACCGGGACAUUUGUUUCUAUCCCUUCUCCUCAUGCAGAAAUGCCUGAUCGUCCUAGCGAAGGACCGCUUGUUCUCCCGAAUGCCGACGAGAUCGCGUCGCCUCGCUUUGAAAAUCCCGCAGUGCCUACUAUAGAACACGAUGACUUGCGCCCAGAUAUUGCGCAUGAGUCCUACGAAGUCGACCCUGUGGAGUCGGAGAUUCCGCUGGAUGAGCCUCUGGAAUAUGAUCCAGUUGAUCCCAUCGAUCCCAUUCAAAACGACGACGAUUAUGUUACAGAAAGUCAACCUUCCGAGAAGCUCCCACAGCCGCUCCCGAUCACACCAACUGAGCAAUCCACAAACAUGCGAGAGGAGUCUAUUACUAGAACAAUCCCCCUUCAAACUGAGCCAAGGCGAUCUCAAAACCUCAGUGCGGUUAUACCAGGAACUCCAGUCACUCGAGAAGAAGCGUUAGCACAGAUCCGAGCGCGCAGGGGUCGAGCCCGAAGCAUUGUGAAACGAUCGGCAAGCACCAGUGAAGCUACAGCGCGUGCACAAGUCCAGGGGUCCACAAAGACAAAGCGCAUACCCGGUAUGACACAUUCGGAUACGAGAAGUGAACCGGAUGUCGGGGAUCGAAGAGAUUAUAGUGCACCGGUUCGGCGACGAUACUGA